AUAUCCCUACCAUAUUUACACAAUCUCCAUAUUUUCCACCAUUAUCUCACUGCAAAAAAUACCGCACAGUCCACGUCUCCAUCUUUUCCCCAAGCCCAACUUCGAUCCCUCUGUCACCGGCGAUCACGGUCCUCGAUCGAGGAAGGCCUCGUCCCGGUCCUCAAUCACGCGGCACUGAACAAUCAGGUACAUGUUGGACGCCAUUUGAUGCUGACCACCGGGUUCCACUUGGCCUCCCUUCGGGAUGGGUUCCCCGAAUCCCCGCUUCUCGACGCUAUGGUCGAUAUUUUUGAGGCCGUCUUUUGUAGGCAUAUUCUUCCUGAGAGGGUUUCGAAGAUCCAACGGUGGCUCGAGAUUGGGAAAGAGAAGAAAUUCGCGAAAGCGUGCGGGGUUUUGAAUCGGAUACUGGAAAGUUACGUGUCUAACAAGUACCAAUUUUAUAUAGCCAAUAAGAAAUCCACAGAGGAGGGGGAGGAUGAGGAGGCAUAUUUGGGUUUUAACAUCAUGACCCUUUUCUUUGUCAGGGGAAGCGGCAUGGAUUUGGUGGUGAUGGGGUGGAUAAAGUGGCGGCGGCCGCGCGGAGAGUCGGAGGCGGCAUCGAGAUACUACGAGGAAGCGUUAGGGUGUGAGGUGACGAGAAGGGUGAUG
Molecule: messenger RNA, 648 nt
Organism: Striga asiatica
Lineage: Eukaryota; Viridiplantae; Streptophyta; Magnoliopsida; Lamiales; Orobanchaceae
Source: the annotation of a GenBank genome assembly